CUCUAUCCUUCUUUCUAGGGUUUGAUUGUGAUCAUGGCUGGUAAAAGAAAGGAUUCAUGGACAUCACAAGAAGACCAUAAACUAGCUGAGAUCAUCUCAAUACAUGGCCCAAGAAAAUGGAAAACAAUCUCAAUCAUGGCGGGUUUAAAUCGAUGCGAUAAAAAUUGUAGAUUGAGAUGGAUGAACUACUUAAGACCAAACAUUAAGAGAGGGAAUAUAUCAGAACAAGAAGAAGAUUUGAUAGUUAGACUUCAUAAACUCAUAGGAAAUAGGUGGUCUUUAAUUGCAGGUAGAUUACCAGGCCGAACAGAUAAUGAGAUAAAAAACUAUUGGAAAUCUCAUUUAUGCAAGAAGGCUGAUGAGAAAAAAAGAGUCGUGAAAACUACAAAGAAUGUUGCGAUUGGAGAAAAGCUGUUUAAUGAGGUUCACUUUGACGAGAAGGACUUUAUCGAUUUUUCUAAUGAGAACUUGAGUCUUGAAUGGGUUAGUCGGUUUCUCGAGUAA
Molecule: messenger RNA, 504 nt
Organism: Impatiens glandulifera
Lineage: Eukaryota; Viridiplantae; Streptophyta; Magnoliopsida; Ericales; Balsaminaceae
Product: transcription factor MYB114-like
Exons: 3
Coding region: 34-504 (156 amino acids)
Biological process (GO): cell differentiation
Cellular component (GO): nucleus
Molecular function (GO): transcription cis-regulatory region binding
Source: RefSeq, a predicted model, not a curated record